AUACAGAUUGAUCCAACAUCUCUUAAACGUUUUGUCGUGUUAUUUGGGGGUGUGUUGUUCAGUAGCAGAAAAUACUGUCACAUUCCACAUGAAAAUGAAAGCAAAUACGUAUCGAUAGUUGGAACACGUGUAUUAUGGAUUUAUCCCUCGGUAACUCGUAUGGUAACGGCUUGCUGUAUGCGGGCUGGAACCAAGAUCAAGGAUGCUUUGCCUGUGGAAUGGAAACAGGGUUUCGAGUGUACAAUUCAGAUCCUCUGAAAGAAAAAGAGCGACAAGAUUUCGCUGAUGGUGGGAUUCAUCACAUCGAGAUGUUAUUUAGGUGCAAUUACUUGGCUUUGGUUGGUGGGGGUAAAAAUCCAAAAUACCCCCCAACAAAGGUGAUGGUAUGGGAUGACUUGAAAAAGAAACCUGUGAUAGAAUUGGAGUUUUCAACAGAAGUCCGUAGUGUCCGCCUGAGACGUGACAGGUUAGAUGAACAAUGUGUCACUUAG
Saccostrea cuccullata (small rock oyster) is the source of this 491-nucleotide messenger RNA. Its product is annotated as WD repeat domain phosphoinositide-interacting protein 3-like. The record is from RefSeq and is a predicted model, not a curated record. NCBI's taxonomy places the organism in Eukaryota, Metazoa, Mollusca, Bivalvia, Ostreida, Ostreidae. The transcript has 4 exons. Gene Ontology annotation, molecular function: phosphatidylinositol-3,5-bisphosphate binding; protein binding; phosphatidylinositol-3-phosphate binding. The coding region runs from base 135 to 491 and encodes 118 amino acids. Gene Ontology annotation, biological process: nucleophagy; autophagy of mitochondrion; protein localization to phagophore assembly site. Gene Ontology annotation, cellular component: extrinsic component of membrane; phagophore assembly site membrane; cytosol.